UUGCGUCCCGCCUGCGCUCUCCGCUUCGCCGCCUUCUUCUCUCGCCGUCUCAUCCUCGGAACAUGACGCUCCACCUCGGUGUCUCCAGCUCCACGAACGCCGGCCUUCCGUCCGCCUUUGUCGAGCCCGUCAAGGUCGCGGUCCUCGGCGCCGGCGCCUUUGGCACGGCCAUGGCCCAGAUCGCGGCGCGUCAAGGCCAUAGCGUCGCGUUCUACUCGCGCAACCCGGCGCAGGUCGCGGCCAUCAACGAGACCCAUCACAACCCGCAGUUCUUCUCCGAGUUUGAGCUCUUGCCGUCGAUUGUCGCCUCGGACAACGUCGCCGAGUGCUGUGACGGCGCGACGCUUGUCAUCGUGUGCAUUCCAGCGCAGGCCACGCCCGACUUUUUGGCCGACCACAAGGACGACAUCCCCCAUGACGCCAUCCUCGUCGUGACGUCCAAGGGGCUCUACCUCAAGACCAAGCAGCUUUUGUCCGAGCCGAUUUUGGCCGCCAUGGGCCGCGACCAGCCGCUCUCGUUCCUCUCCGGCCCGUCGUUCGCGCUCGAGCUCAUGAACAACGCGCCGUCGGCCGUGGUCGUCGCCUCCAAGCAGCUCUACCAUGCGGUCAAGGUCCAGCGCCUCCUCUCGACGGUCGACUUUCGCAUUUACAGCUCCCAAGACAUUAUCGGUGUCCAGCUCGGCGGUGCGCUCAAGAACCCGCUCGCGAUCGGCGCCGGCAUGAUCGAAGGCAGCGGCCUCGGCAUCAACACGCUCGCCGCGUACGUCACGCGCAGCUCGCUGGAGCUCCAGAAGCUCUGCAUCGCGAUGGGCGGCCUCCCGCAUACCAUUUCGGGCCUCUCGGGCAUCGGCGAUCUCAUGCUCACGGCCUUUGGCUCGCUCUCGCGUAACCGGACGUGCGGCAUCCGCCUCAUCAAGGGCGAGAACAAGGAGGAUAUCCUCGCGACAACGACCGUCGAAGGUGUCCCGACGGCCGAGGUCGCAGUGUACUUUGCCGGGCAGUGCGGCCUCGACCUCCCCAUCUUCCGCACGGUCAACGACAUGAUUCAGGGCCGCGUGAACCGCGACGACCUCAAGGACAUUCUCAUGAACCGCCCGCUCAAGUCCGAGUAAGCAGUGUCCAGUGACUUGAAUUCUACCUGUUGAGU
This is a messenger RNA of Saprolegnia diclina VS20, 1147 nucleotides long. RefSeq lists its product as hypothetical. The transcript has 7 exons. The coding region runs from base 63 to 1112 and encodes 349 amino acids. NCBI's taxonomy places the organism in Eukaryota, Oomycota, Saprolegniomycetes, Saprolegniales, Saprolegniaceae. Gene Ontology annotation, molecular function: glycerol-3-phosphate dehydrogenase [NAD(P)+] activity; NAD binding. Gene Ontology annotation, cellular component: glycerol-3-phosphate dehydrogenase (FAD) complex; cytosol. Gene Ontology annotation, biological process: carbohydrate metabolic process; glycerol-3-phosphate catabolic process. The record is from RefSeq and is a predicted model, not a curated record.